GCAACUCGCAUCAGACCGCAGCGAAACAGCAUGGACCAGCAGCCCUGAUCCAUCCAACUUGGACUCUAUGUCCUCCCUUGGUCCUGCCACUUGGCCGUAUAUAUACCAACCCGCAGGACCUGGCAACACGGCGGCAAAUCUCAGAACCCCAGGCGCACUUCACCAUCAUCACCCAAUAACGACCAAGAGUUCGAUCAAAACAGAAGUUCGACCCAUUGUAACACACCGGCCAAGAUGGGAGCUUCUACCUCUAGAUCAGCGUGCCCCGCACUCGGCAUCACCCCUGACUGCGGUAGAAUCACGAUCAACAGCUCAGGUAUCGUAACAGCCAUUGGAGCCAUCGACAAAGGGAAAGUGACCCCGGACGGCGACAUCGCAGGGAUCGGCGUGGUCUCGGUCUUCGUAGGGGUUACCUCGCUCGCUUUCUUCCUAAGCACAAUCGUCGUCUUGUUUAACCUGGCAAAGUGGGUGGGGUGGAAGUCUACCCUGACUCCCGAGAAGAAGCAAGAGCGUAGCGGCUGCGCCGUUGUGAGCCUGACGUCCCUUUGCGAGACCAUUGUCCUCUCCUGCAGCGACCAACAGAUCUUCACUGGCGGCGCCUACUCCAUAACACUGCGCUACUUCAAGGGCUGCUCCAUCACAGCCUACCACUACAACAUGGUGGCCAACAUGAUGCUGCUCACCUGCGCCACCCACCUCCUCAGCCUCACGGUGGUCCGCGACUACUGGCGAUACCCCUGGCUAGCCUGCGUCCGCGUCCUCAUUACACUCUUCCUUUUCCUGACGACAGGUCUGCUCCUCUCCAACCAAAACAGCACAGAACAGAUAUUCCCGUCCAACAUUCCACCGCCCGGCGACGAGCCCGCCUUCAUGUUUGUCCCUGCAGUCUGCUACCAGAACGGAGACACGGACUUCAAGAAGACGCUCGGUAAAACUUUUGAUGAAGGGGGCACACGUUUCGCCGACGUUCUUUUCAACAGCAAUCCAGGAAACAAGAUUCGUGGCUGGAAUUGGUACAUCAUGAUGUUGCUUUUCUACUUGGCGGCCUUCCUACUCGAGAUUUUUCGAUCCAUCAACCGCGGCAGCGAGCAUCCGGGACGAAAGCGACAUGGGUUUAUACAAUGGCUCAAGCGCGUUACCAUGGUGGGCCCCAAGAGCAGCAAGGCACUCGGCAGACUUGGUCGGGGCCUGAUGAUCUUCUACCUCCUCGGCGGCCUGGCAAUUAGCGGCGCCACUAUCAUCCUAACGUCCCAGUAUCUGUUCAGCUUGCGCAGGUGGGCGCGGAACGCAGGGUGGCUCGAGACGGACGAAGGGUCGAGAAAGACCAGCGAGGACGAUGCAACCGCCUUCGGCCAGAUGAUUCCCAUGAUACUCUCUCUCCUGACAAUCUUUGCUUUGUUUGAGAAGUGGAGUGAGAUGGGAUCCCGAGACCGAGCAGACAGACAGUACAGCUUUUCUGGCGCCGCGACCUAUCGAACAAGCACCUCCUCCCAACCUCCUGCCGGCAAGAACAGCAGUGGGUCUGACGGCAGCCUGGUACCCGGCGACCCCAACGGCGGCGCGGGUACAGUCUACGAUGUCUCUGACAAGACCUUUUCCGCCCUCCGCAACUCGCAGCCGCUGAUGUCGCCAGGAAGCACCGUUAUUGGAAGCAACACUGUGACUCCUGGGCUCACUCCCAUGGCACCGGCCUUCUCAGGUGUCGGCAGCCAGGAGUAUUUCUACGACCAUGGCAUGACAUCCCCGCCCUUGCCUCAGCGGCAGAGCCAAUCGCCUCAGAAUCUGUCCCAAGCCCGGUUCUUCAACGGCCCGGCCAGCGCGCCGCUGCCGCCUUACGCGAGCAACCCUCAGCUUUCGGGCACAGCCCAGCAUACACCACAUUACGCUGGCGGUGCUCACACCUGGGGAGGAAGAGGGGCAGUUCCGGACCCGAGACGUAUCAGGUCUAGCUCUGAGUUCCACCCGCUAUCUUCGCAUCCGCAGGAAUCACCGCGCGGACACGAGUGGCGGCAUGUCUCUAUGCCUACGGCGACGACUCAGUAUCACCACCAGCCGACCGCAGCCGCUCCCCCGGGAAGCGUCGUCAGCUUGGCGGUCGGGGCGCCGAACCAGCAUUCGUAUGGGAAUGCCGAGGGAUAUUUUCCGCCGUCGUUCGUCGGAAGCCCCCCGCACGAUGGCCAGCUGCCUCGUCGAGCGACUUGAUCUUGUACUUUUCGGCCAUUGGAUUUUCUUCGCUGCAAUGUCGUCUUUCAACAUUUUUAUCUGUUUUUCUGUUGUUAAUCUGAUGGGCUAGGAUUUAUCGGGAUGCUCCUAC
Molecule: messenger RNA, 2314 nt
Organism: Gaeumannomyces tritici R3-111a-1
Lineage: Eukaryota; Fungi; Ascomycota; Sordariomycetes; Magnaporthales; Magnaporthaceae
Exons: 4
Coding region: 235-2202 (655 amino acids)
Source: RefSeq, a predicted model, not a curated record